ACUUUAUGGGACUAUUCCACAUCUGAAGUGAUAGAGGAGUACCUGUGUUGGGUUUUCUGUGGUUUUUGGCACCAUGGCACACGCAGCAGCACACCUGAAAAAGGCACGGGAACUGGAACAACCUCCUGAGAUAAAGGCUCUCGCCAAAGCCAGAGAGAAGCGCAGGAGACACAGAGAGAGAGCAGAGCGCAAACGCAAGUCGGACAGUAACACCAGCUUCCUGAGAGCAGCCAGAGCAGGAAAUGUUGAAAAGGUGCUGGAGUUCCUCAAGAGCGGACAGGACAUUUCUACAUGCAACCAGAAUGGACUCAAUGCGCUCCAUCUAGCAGCCAAAGAGGGUCACGUGGGGCUGGUGGAGGAACUUCUGGAGAGGGGUGCGACCGUGGACUCUUCAACCAAGAAAGGGAACACUGCGUUACACAUUGCUUGUCUGGCUGGGCAGAAAGAGGUUGCGAAGCUGUUGGUGAAAAGAGGAGCAGAUGUAAACUCCCAAUCGCAGAAUGGCUUCAGUCCACUGUAUAUGGCUGCUCAAGAGAAUCACCUGGAUGUUGUGCGAUAUCUUCUGGAAAAUGGUGGAAACCAGAGCACAGCCACAGAGGAUGGCUUCACUCCUCUGGCCAUUGCUCUGCAGCAGGGUCAUAAUCAGGUGGUCUCUCUGCUCCUGGAACAUGACACGAAAGGUAAAGUCCGCCUGCCUGCUCUCCACAUCGCGGCCCGCAAAGAUGACACCAAAUCUGCUGCUUUGCUGCUCCAGAACGACCAUAAUGCUGAUGUCCAGUCCAAGAUGAUGGUCAACAGGACUACAGAGAGUGGCUUCACUCCUCUGCAUAUUGCUGCUCACUACGGUAAUGUUAAUGUGGCCACGCUGCUGCUCAACAGAGGGGCGGCUGUAGACUUCACAGCCAGGAAUGGUAUAACCCCUCUCCAUGUGGCCUCCAAACGAGGAAAUACCAACAUGAUUGAUCUGCUGCUAGAUAGGGGGUCUCAGAUUGAUGCCAAGACCAGGGAUGGUCUAACACCUCUGCACUGUGCAGCCAGAAGUGGACACGACACUGCAGUGGAAAUACUGCUUGAAAAAGGAGCUCCCAUACUGGCACGGACCAAGAACGGACUGUCUCCGCUGCACAUGUCUGCUCAGGGCGAUCACGUCGAGUGUGUGAAACACCUGCUGCAACACAAGGCACCGGUUGAUGAUGUAACACUGGACUACCUGACCGCCCUUCAUGUUGCUGCCCACUGUGGUCACUACAGAGUCACAAAAUUACUGCUGGAUAAGAAAGCAAAUCCUAAUGCUAGAGCACUGAAUGGCUUUACUCCUCUGCAUAUUGCCUGCAAGAAGAACAGAGUGAAAGUCAUGGAACUGCUGGUUAAAUACGGCGCCUCAAUCCAAGCCAUCACUGAGUCCGGCCUGACACCAAUCCAUGUUUCAGCAUUUAUGGGGCACCUCAAUAUCGUCCUCCUGCUGCUACAGAAUGGAGCAUCACCUGAUGUCUGUAAUAUUCGUGGUGAGACUGCAUUGCACAUGGCUGCAAGGGCAGGACAGAUGGAGGUGGUGCGAUGUUUGCUAAGGAACGGCGCUCUGGUGGAUGCCAUGGCCAGAGAGGAUCAGACACCCCUUCACAUUGCGUCUCGCCUGGGUCAGACAGAGAUCGUGCAGCUGUUACUGCAGCACAUGGCUCACCCUGAUGCUUCCACCACUAAUGGAUACACACCUCUGCACAUCUCCGCUCGUGAAGGGCAGGUGGAAACGGCUGAGGUGCUGCUGGAGGCCGGAGCGUCUCACUCGCUCUCCACGAAGAAAGGUUUUACUCCUCUACAUGUUGCUGCUAAGUAUGGAAGCCUGGAUGUGGCAAAACUCCUCCUACAGAAAAGAGCACUUCUUGAUGAUUCUGGAAAGUACGGUCUGACACCUCUGCAUGUAGCUGCUCACUAUGAUAACCAGCAGGUGGCGAUGAUGCUCUUGGAUAAAGGGGCCUCACCUCAUGCUACUGCUAAGAAUGGCUAUACACCUCUCCACAUUGCGUCGAAGAAGAACCAGACUCAGAUUGCCUCUGCGCUGCUUCAGUAUGGAGCAGAGACAAAUGCAUUGACCAAGCAGGGUGUGAGUCCGUUACACCUGGCAUCUCAGGAGGGGCACACAGAGAUGGCUUCCCUACUGCUGGAGAGGGGUGCACACGUCAAUGCUGGCACUAGGAGUGGACUUACUCCUCUUCACCUCUCUGCUCAGGAGGACAGAGUGCGGGCGGCUGAAAUACUCGUCAAGCACGAUGCCAACAUAGACCAGCAGACCAAAUUGGGCUACACUCCUCUUAUUGUUGCUUGUCACUAUGGAAAUGUAAAAACGGUUAAUUUCCUUUUGCAAAAUGGAGCUAAUGUCAAUGCAAAAACUAAGAACGGCUACACGCCACUUCACCAAGCUGCUCAGCAGGGAAAUACACACAUUAUCAAUGUCCUGUUGCAGCAUGGGGCCAAGCCUAAUGCCGUCACCAUGAAUGGUAACACAGCACUCUCUAUCGCUAAACGUCUGGGGUACAUCUCAGUGGUGGACACUCUGAAAGUUGUUACUGAGGAAAUAAUCACAACAACAACCACGGUGACAGAGAAACACAAAAUGAACGUUCCAGAGACAAUGACAGAAGUUCUGGAUGUGUCUGAUGAGGAGGGUGAGGACACAAUGACAGGUGAUGGAGGGGAGUACCUGAGAGCAGAGGACCUGAGAGAACUUGGUGAUGACUCUCUACCUGGACACUACCUGGACGGCAUGAGCUACACCCACAACCUAGACCGGUCCCAUGAGACCCCCAGCCAUCUUGCUUACAGGGGUGAAGGAAUCUUGAUUGAGGACAUGAUCUCCAGCCACCAGUUUCAUAAGGUGUCAGCGUUCUCUCGAGAGCACGAGAAGGACUCAUAUCGACUGAGCUGGGGUGCUGAACAUCUGGAUAAUGUGGUGCUAACCAGCACUCUUCUGCAGUCAGGCCGAUCAACCCCAUGCCUUGACCAUGACAACAGCAGCUUCCUGGUCAGUUUCAUGGUGGAUGCUCGCGGCGGAGCCAUGCGUGGCUGUCGGCACAAUGGGCUACGCAUUAUUGUGCCACCUAGAAAGUGCUCAGCCCCGACACGGGUCACAUGUCGUCUGGUGAAGAGGCACAGACUGGCCUCUAUGCCCCCUAUGGUGGAGGGAGAGGGCCUCGCUGGCAAGAUCAUUGAAGUUGGACCCACCGGAGCCCAGUUUCUUGGUAAACUCCACCUCCCAACAGCCCCUCCUCCUCUUAAUGAGGGUGAAAGUCUUGUCAGCAGAAUUCUGCAGCUGGGGCCACCCGGCACCAAAUUCCUCGGGCCUGUAAUAGUAGAGAUCCCUCACUUUGCUGCAUUGCGUGGGACAGAGAGAGAGUUAGUGAUUCUGCGCAGUGAGACUGGAGAGAGCUGGAGAGAACAUCACUGUGACCAUACAGAAGAGGAGCUGAAUCAGAUACUCAAUGGCAUGGACGAAGAACUGGACAGUCCUGAGGAGCUGGAGAAAAAGCGAAUAUGUCGCCUAAUCACCCGGGAUUUCCCACAAUACUUUGCUGUGGUGUCCCGAAUUAAACAGGACAGUCACCUGAUUGGUCCAGAGGGUGGGGUGCUAAGCAGCACACUUGUUCCACAGGUCCAGGCUGUGUUCCCCGAGGGAGCCCUGACUAAACGGAUACGUGUGGGACUACAGGCCCAGCCCAUCGGUGAGGAUCUGGUGAGGAAGAUCCUGGGUAGUAAGGCUACAUUCAGCCCAAUUGUUACGUUGGAACCCAGAAGACGCAAGUUUCACAAGCCCAUCACCAUGACUAUUCCUGUCCCUAAAAGCCCAUCCAGUGACGGGACCAGCAGUACACCCACUCUACGACUGCUAUGUAGCAUUACUGGAGGGACAACUCCAGCACAGUGGGAGGACAUAACUGGAUCCACACCUCUGACAUUCAUCAACCAGUGUGUUUCAUUUACCACCAAUGUAUCAGCAAGGUUCUGGCUCAUAGAUUGCCGUCAGAUCCAGGAGUCUGUGAACUUCUCCAGUCAGCUGUAUCGUGAGAUCAUCUGUGUGCCCUAUAUGGCCAAGUUUGUCAUCUUCGCCAAGACUUUAGACCCCAUCGAAGCACGACUCCGCUGCUUCUGUAUGACGGAUGAUAAGAUGGACAAAACUCUGGAGCAGCAGGAGAACUUCACCGAGGUGGCUCGUAGUCGAGAUGUCGAGGUACUAGAGGGAAAGCCAAUCUUUGCCGACUGCUUUGGAAAUCUGGUCCCACUAACCAAAAGUGGACAGCACCAUGUGUUCAGUUUCUAUGCCUUUAAAGAAAACCGUCUUUCUCUAUUUAUCAAAAUUCGUGACAGCACUCAAGAACCAUGUGGCAGACUGUCUUUUACAAAAGAGCCAAGAACAUAUCGCAGUCUAAACCACAAUGCAAUAUGCAACCUGAACAUCUGCCUACCUAUCUACUCAAAGGAAUCCGAUUCUGACGAAGAUGCAGAUGUGGAGAGUGAGAAGACACAUGAGAAAUAUUAUGAUGGAUCUGAGACAACAGAGUUUUCCAUGAUGCAAAUCAUGCAUGACCCUGCCACACUCGCAAGUCCAGAUCUGCUUUCAGAGGUGUCCGAUAUGAAGCAGGACCUGAUUAAAGUGUCAGUCCUUCUGACCUCUGAAAAAUCCGAAAUAUCGUGCUCCUCGGAUGCCAGAGAGAGAUCAGACAAGGCUGGGGAUGACGAAGUGGAUGAGCCGUUUGAAAUUGUUGAAAAAGUGAAAGAGGACUUGGAAAAGGUAGAAGAGAUCCUCCGUGAGGGAACAAUGGAUGAAACAAAGAUGGAAGGUGCUAUUGGGAUAUCUGUAACCAUUGAUGGUGAUGAGUGGGUACUUCUCGGUGAGACAGAUGUUGAGGAAUCCAAAUGCAAAAACAUCACUGAAGACCAAGAGACACUCAUUCAGGAAGUUCGAAUCACAAGAGACACUAUAUCAAGUUCUUCUUCUAAGAGGGAUAUGUCAGGUAUGGUUUCAUAUCUCAGUGGUGACUUAGAACAAUGUCUGCAGGAACCUAUACCAUUUAGUCAUUCACAAGAUGUAGAUAUUGUUCAAGAAAGCUUUAAAGAGGUAUUCGUUGCCCGUUUUAAACACCGUCCAGUAGAAAUCAAAAAGCCAGUAAGGAAAAAGCGUAAAGAGAGGGAGUUUGCAAGUGGCAGUUCUGAAGAUGACCUGGAAAGGAUGAGUAGGAGUCAGUCUGAUGAGUCUCUUGAUGAAGAUGCAGUUAUUGGUGGAUCUGGACCUGUCUUUGGAUCGGUUCCUGUGUCUCCUAGAGUUGUAGAAACUCCAAUUGGAUCCAUUAAAGACAGGGUUAAGGCACUGCAGAAGAAGGUUGAAGAAGAAAAGGAGGUGGACAAUCAAAACUGGAAAGUGAAUACUUGCCAGGGUAAGUCAUAUAUCACAGAGACAGAUAAAUCAACCAAGCUUCCUCCAAAAUCCCCCAGAUCUCCAAAGUCACAGACAGAAAGGCUGGAAGAAACCAUGUCUGUAAGAGAGCUGAUGAAGGCAUUUCAGACUGGCCAAGAUCCAUCAAAAAGCAAGUCUGGACUUUUUGAACAUAAAGCAAUUACGCCUGUAACCUCUGAGAUGGCAACUUCUGAUGUGAUGCAGGUUCCCCCAACAUAUGAUUACCAAAUGACAACAACUCAACAUUUACAAGAAAGAGCAAUUACCACUGAGACCUCUGAAAAGGCAAGUCCUAAUGUAACACAGAUUCCUCUGACAAAUGACAGCCAACUGACAGUAACAACCAAACAUUUACAAGAAAGAGCAAUUACGACUGAGUCCUCUGAAAUGGCAAGUCCUAAUGUAACACAGAUUCCUCCAACAUAUGACAGCCAAUUGACAGUAACAACCCAACAUUUACAAGAAAGAGCAAUUACGACUGAGACCUCUGAAACGGCAAGUCCUAUUGUAACACAGAUUCCUCCGACAUAUGACAGCCAACUGACAGUAACGACCCAACAUUUACAAGAAAGAGCAAUUACGACUGAGACCUCUGAAACGGCAAGUCCUAAUGUAACACAGAUUCCUCCGACAAAUGACAGUCAACUUACAGUAACGACCCAACAUUUACAAGAAAGAGAAAUUACGACUGAGACCUCUGAAAUGGCAAGUCCUAUUAUAACACCGAUUCCUCCGACAUAUAACAGCCAACUGUCAGUAACAACCCAACAUUUACAAGAAAGAGAAAAUACGACCGAGACCUCUGAAAAGGCAAGUCCUAUUGUAACACAGAUUUCUCCGACAUAUGACAGCCAACUGACAGUAACAACCCAACAUUUACAAGAAAGAGCAAUUACGACUGCGACCUCUGAAACGGCAAGUCAUAAUGUAACACAGAUUCCUCCAACAUAUGACAGCCAAUUGACAGUAACAACCCAACAUUUACAAGAAAGAGCAAUUACGACUGAGACCUCUGAAACAGCAAGUCCUAUUGUAACACAGAUUCCUCCGACAUAUUACAGCCAACUGACAGUAACAACCCAACAUUUACAAGAAAGAGCAAUUACGACUGAGACCUCUGAAACGGCAAGUCCUAAUGUAACACAGAUUCCUCCCACAUAUGACAGCCAACUGACAGUAACAACCCAACAUUUACAAGAUAGGGCAAUUACGACUGUAACCUCUGAAGCGUCAAGUUCUGAUAUGAUGCAGGUCCCUCCAACAUAUGAUAAACAAAUGACAGUAUCAACCCAACAUUUACAAGAAAAAAAUGUUGUAGAAAACAAGAUCAUUCAAGAAUCAUGUUUUGACCCAAACACAAUUCAAUAUAAACCAAUGAUCGAUGAUGGUGAAACACUACAUGAAAAACCAUUGACGACCUUAAACAGUACUUUGUCCAUCCAAAAUACAGAAGGUGAUCCAGCUAUAACUUCCAACGUUAUCUUUAACUUUAAAGAGGAAAGCUCUCAGGAAGACCUUCUCUCUAGGCUUACAUCAAUUGACCAAAAUGGAAAACCAUCUCAGGAACAAGGCAGAUUUGAGACUGAGGAACAACAAAUAACUUCUGAGCUAUUAGAAAAUGAAGAGCCAGGGCUGAUACCUGAGAGAAUGUAUUAUGAAGAUAACAUCUGCCAGAAUAGGAGAUUGUCUGUGGAACCUCAGAUCAGCCCAGACAGGAAACCAUCAGAAGACUUCAGCGCAGAUAUUAAGGCAGAACUUGAGGACAGUCCUGGAUAUCUACUCUUUAGGCGGACAUCAGGUGAAGCAAGUAAACGCUAUUUAAUGUGUAGAGAUGGCCCUUCUUUAGACGAUGAGGAACAGAUACACCAGGUAGCUGUGGACCCAAGUAAAUCAAAUAUAAUCACUGCAUUUGCUACUGCAAUGGUGCAAGGUGAGCCCUUACUUAAAAGUGAAAUACAUGAAGCUUCGGAAGAAAGUCCUGAUAGUGAGAAACACAAGGCCUUGGUAGACUCUCCUGGCAAUAGUUUAGGAACUAGGACUCCUUACACCAGCACAUGUGACAAUGAUACACAUGAGGGACUUGCUGAAACCCCUCAAAAUAGCCCUGAAAUACUUGUUUUGUCUUCCUGUACAACUACUGAAGAAACAGAAGUCAGACAUCAAGGGGCUAAGGAGACAACUUACCAAUCAAUUUUGGUGACAUCACAUGAAAGAGAAGAGAGUGACAAGAGUGUCCAAUUAUGUUCAGUAACCGCCAUAAAAAGCAAGACAUCACCUUAUGAUUCUAAGAUUAAAUCACCAUCCCUAUUGACCAGAAUUGAUUCACCAUCCAAUGAUGACUCUAAAAUGUAUUCACUUUCUCCAUCCUCCAAAACGGAGUCACCAUCCUCUACUAAUUCGAAGACAAUAAUUCAAGAUACAAUUGAAGUUAUGAAAUGGGACAGUGAAACAUCUGCACAUGACAUGAGAAGUGAUUCAUCCUAUAGAGAUGAUAUGAAGCCAACAGAAUUCAGUGUAAUCGCUGAGUCUGAGAAGAUACUUCAACAUUGCCAUCACAGUCAAGAUGCACUAGAUAGACCUUCUAGUUUGGAUUCUCUGCAGCCUGAAAACAUAAGUGACUCUAAAACUCUCUGGAGAACAGACUCACUUGAGACUACUCCCAUCAGAGAAGAUGGAUCAUCUCCAAAAACGCCAGACUCUAUCGAGCCAAGCCCAAACAAGGAGUCCCCAUGGCAGGACUCAUUAGAGGGAAGUCCCACUGGGGAGGAGUAUGGACAAUUAAGUUAUAUUGAAAGGGUCUUUUCAACAAGUCAGUCUUUCGUUUCUGAUUCUAGGAAAAAUUUAGACAAAGAAAAAAAUUCUGAACAAGACAUUUAUUUAGAAAGUGAGUCCUCCCAAGGGUCCCAUGAGACCCCAGAAAUGCAGUGCCUUCCCAUGACCCUGGAGCAAAAAGAAGAGGUACUUGACAGUGAGGAUCUUCAUGAUUUUGAUGCUUUACAAAGGCAAUUCACUCCAGAAGAAGAGAUGUUUAAGAUGGCUGCAAAGAUCAAAACAUUUGAUGAAAUGGAAAAGGAUGCAAGAGUUAAAAAGGUAAAAUUUGAUUUUGAUUGUGAUUUUAAACAAUUGAAAGAAGAAAACCUGUCACCACAUAAAAGUCCACUAGACUUUAACACAAUGUUAACAAAAGAUUCAGAAGAGCAGUGCUUGGAGAAUCUGACUGAAUCUAGCCCAGUAUUACCUUUACAACCUUCAUUGUCUGAUGAGGAUUAUGAAAACCCUGAGUUGGAUGAGUCAUCUCACAAAGUAUCAUAUGUAACCAGUGAAGUUUUAAAGACCAUGGACAAAGGUGAGCAAGACCAUACCCAUUUGAAGACUGUGGAUUUACAGACAUGCACAAACAUACCAUCUUUGCAAACCCAUGUAAACAAGGAGAAAGACUAUGAACAGUUUUCUACAGAGUACCAUACUACAGUGAUCAGUGGGACUACACCUGAGGAGGAUCUGGUUAUUACAUCAGCAGAAAGCAAAACAGGCAUUGAGAUGGAUGCUGAUGUUGAUUCUAAGUCUCCUGGUGAGAGACCAACUUCCGAAAAAGUGCUAGAACUAGUUUCUCCUAAUGAAAUUAUAGGUACUAUUACUGCAGCCAAGGAAGUGCAGAAUGAAUCCCAGACAGAUUUAAGUAUUUAUGAAGAGGACAAUGAAGGAAAGUCAGACGAAAUUCCAGCAUCUACUCUAAGAGACUUGGUUCCCUGGAGUGCUGAAGUGGAAGAUGAUGAGGCAUUUGAUGCACAAAUUGAAGCUGAGGAGCAGAAAAUACUUGCUUUGUGUACAGACAGACAAUCCCAUGGAACCACACCUGACACAACUCCAGGACGUACCCCUACUGAAGAGGGGACACCAAAUCCUUUCCUCUUCCAAGAAGGAAAACUAUUUGAGAUGACCAGAGGUGGAGCCAUUGACAUGACCAAGAGGACAAUGGAGGAAGAGGAAGAAAGAUUAGUCUUUUUUCCAAUAAAUGAAAAUCCAAGUGAAGAAUUUGAACAAGUCAAUUUCAACACUAGUGAGUCUGUUGCAGUAGCUUCAUUUGAGUUGACUGCAGAUGGUUUAGUGCAUCAAGACAGGUUUACUGAGGAACCUGAUGCAAAGUCUGAUGGCUUUAGUCAAACCGGAGCCAAGAUUAAACCAGAACAUCCAGAACCGAUUAAAUUCCCUCUACAGAGUGAAUUAAAGAGCCCCACAGAGGAUAAUGGAAUCCAUGAAGACACACUGAUACCGAAUGUUGACACUGCCACUUAUACAGUAACACGAACAGUUUAUUCUGAGCAAGACCUGGAAUCCUCCGACUCCUCAGUAGAAGAUGAACAGCAUUCUGUUGUUGAAAUGCCCAUAUCCAACCAAGUAUCAAUGAUUUCUUCUAGUGCCUCAGCUCAUACUGUUAGUCAACAGCAAUUCCAGACAUCACCUUCAAUGUCCACUCCAUUCAAGGACAUUGCUGCUGAAAUUGAAGACACAACAUUUAAGCCAAAAAUAGCUGUGAAAGCAGCCAGCUUUGACCAAAUUUUAGGACAAGGAGACUCUAUUGAGCAGAAUCAAAGGCCUAAAUCUGAGGCAGAUAUUGGUGUCUCAGAAUGGUCCAUGUCUGUUGUGGAUGAUCACACUAAUAUAGAAAGCAACUACACCAAACCAAAGACUUCAUCCUCCCAGAUGCCUGUUUCACCAACACAGGCUCCUCCACAGUAUUCUGCAUCCAGUCAACCUAAAACACCUGCCAAAGUCUUUCAGGAAUUAGACCCUUCAAGGAACACUGAGCAUGAUGAAACCAAAGGAGACAGAGCCUCUGUUGAGUUAGGGAUAGAAAGUAGUUUGAAAGCAAUUCGACCCCCGUCCGUAGGCGAUGAUGUCUUUGAGUCAAGGGCCUACUGGGAGGAUUGUGUGGAGACACAGAUGCAGAGAAUCUCAGACAGCACUACCCCAGACCAAAGUAAAGUGGACUGGCAUGAUGAUGCAGAUAGGAAAGAAGAGACGUUGGCCAUAAUUGCUGACCUUCUAGGUUUUAGUUGGACAGAACUGGCCAAGGAGUUGGAAUUCAAUGAAGAUGAGAUUCAGAAAGUGCGUGCUGAAAACCCAAAUUCAUUACAAGAGCAAAGUCAUGCCCUUUUGCAGCGCUGGGUAGAAAGAGAAGGAAAGCAUGCAACUGAAGAUACAUUGAUUAAAAGAAUCACUAAAAUAAAUCGCAUGGACAUUGUUCAUCUUAUUGAGAUUCAAAUGCACAAGUCAAUCCAGGAGCAAACCUCAAGAACAUAUGCAGAGAUUGAAAGGACUUUGGAUCACAGUGAAGCUCUCUCCUCAGUCCAAGAGGAUGUUGACAGUCUCCGGGUGGUGCGGAGAGUGGAGACUUCACAAAGGCAUCCUCCAGCUGUGUCAGAAGAAGACUUAUCUGUGGCCUCUCUCCUUGACAUUCCCUCAUGGGCUGAAACAAUGGGAAACAUCCAUUCAGAGAGCAUUCAUGGGGAUCUGAUGGAGGAACUGGAGAUCAACCAGGACAGCUUCACCAAUCCAUGGCUGUUUCAAGAGGUCAAUAAAGAAUCUACAAAGGAAGCUGAAGAUGAAGAAGUUUCAGCAGCAUCUGAGGAGGAAAAUCAAGCUCAGGGUGACCUUUCAGACAGUGAAAAUCCUUGUCUCUCUUCAUCACCAGUCAGUUUGAAGAGUCAGUCAGAAUUCCACCAACAAUCAACAAAGGCAUCUCAAAAUGUCUUUAAUUUCAGUCAGGUGUCUAUUGUGAGAUUUUCGUCUGGUGAAAAUUCCGUUGUUUUGUCAGCAGUUGAACCUGGACACACAGUACCCGACCUACUGCAACACACUUCACCAGUGAGUCAAGAGGAAGAAAAUCAACUCAAAGAACCAAAAUAUCAAGAUGAAGAUUCUGUGUGUCUUGAUAAAGUGUCGCCUGUAUAUGAAAAAAGUGAUUUAGAAAGCAAUGAAAAAUCAUUAGUGGCACAACUAUUUGAACCUAAUAAAACUUCAAACACCAUACAGUCUUCUUCAUACCAUGAAAGCAAACCAUGUGAAGUUGAUAGAUUGGUUCCUGACAGCAACCAAAUACUAGGCCAAAAUAUUAGUCCUGCACUUUCCCCUCAUGCUUCUGUGAGGGAGGCUGAUGAAACUCUCUCACACAGUGUUGAAGUGAAUCCAGGGCUUUCAAGAGUGACUCCAGAUCUCAUUAAGGGCUCUCCAGAAUCAGAUCAGGUCUUUUUUACCCCAGAAAAGCUUAGUGAUUUGGAUCCAGUUGCUUCAUUGCAAAGCCUUAGAGUAGUAGAUCAAACUUUAGUCGAAUCCUCUCCUACAAUUGACUCUACAUCACUGCAGUCACCUACUCAUCACGACAUCACAAUUUUAAAUCAAGAACAAUCUGAUACAAACAGCUCCCCACAGCAACCUUUGGAGCCCGAAGUUGAUCCUAGAGUAGAACCACAAACUGAUUCCUGUGAACAGGAACCAUAUCUACAACUUUUACAAUCUCCAAAGCAAAAGCCAGAAACCUUAGGAGACCAUUGUGGUGAUCAAGAAUAUAUUUAUUGUCCUGAUGCGUUAAAAUUAAAUACACAAUUGGAUUUAACAAUUGAACCUCUCAUAAAUGACAGUUAUGAGACUGAGACUGACCCAGACAUGUGGAUUCCAAGGGAAACUGCACAGCUGAGUGAAAUUUCUCCUUUUUGUGGCUCUGACCUCAGUCCACAAACACCAGAAACAGUCAUAGCUUGUCAACAUUUUGACUUCAGGGAAAAGUCUUCUGAACUUGGAUCAGCAACUACUAAGAAACCUGUUUCACAGGAGGCAGUGGUGUCCAAAAGUUUAAAACGGCCACAGUCUGAACCAUUAAUCUCUGGUGCAACUCAACAGUCAGAAGAAAAGCAUAUUGACCGCUGUCUUUCUGAGUCCUCUGAACCCUUGGUACUCACUCUGAACAUGAAUCAAGCAGUUGAGAAACCUGUUUCCCAGGAGGCAGGACUAGCUUUACUUCCAUCCCAGGAUGGCAGUGACAAGGCCUUACCUUCCAAAGAUUCCAAACGACUACUGUCCGAAACAGUCAUAACUUCUCAACAUUUUGACUUCAAGGAGAAGUCUUCUCAACUUGGAUCAGCAAGUACUAAGAAACCUGUUUCACAGGAGGCAGUGGUGUCCAAAGGUUUAAAACAGCCGCAGUCUGAAUCAUUUAUCUCUGGUACAACCCAACAGUUUGAAGAAAAGCGCAUUGAUCGCUGUCUUUCUGAGUCCUCUGAACCCUUGGUACUCACUCUGAACAUGAAUCAAGCAGUUGAGAAACCUGUUUCCCAGGAGGCAGAACUAGCUUUACUUCCAUCCCAGGAUGGCAGUGACAAGGCCUUACCUUCCAAAGAUUCCAAACGACUACUGUCCGAAACAGUCAUAACUUCUCAACAGUUUGACUUCAAGGAGAAGUCUUCUCAACUUGGAUCAGAAACUACUAAGAAACCUGUUUCACAGGAGGCAGUGGUGUCCAAAAGUUUAAAACGGCCACAGUCUGAAUCAUUCAUCUCUGGUGCAACCCAACAGUUAGAAGAAAAGCGCAUUGAUCGCUGUCUUUCUGAGUCCUCUGAACCCUUGGUACUCACUCUGAACAUGAAUCAAGCAGUUGAGAAACCUGUUUCCCAGGAGGCAUUACUAGCUUUACCUCUCUCACAGGAUGGCAGUGACAAGGCCUUACCUUCCAAAGAUUCCAAACGGCUACUGUCAGAAACAGUCAUAACUUAUCAACAUUUUGACUUCAGGGAGAAGUCUUCUGAAUUUGGAUCAGCAACUACUAAGAAAUCUGUUUCACAGGAGGCAGUGGUGUCCAAAGGUUUAAAACGGCCGCAGUCUGAAUCAUCAAUCUCUGGUGCAACCCAACAGUCAGAAGAAAAGCCCAUUGAUCGCUGUCUUUCUGAGUCCUCUGAACCCUUGGUACUCACUCUGAACAUGAAUCAAGCAGUUGAGAAACCUGUUUCCCAGGAGGCAGUACUAACUUUACCGCUCUCUCAGGAUGGCAGUGACAAGGCCUUACCUUCCAAAGAUUCCAAACGGCUACUGUCAGAAACAGUCAUAACUUCUCAACAUUUUGACUUCAGGGAGAAGUCUUCUGAACUUGCAUCAGCAACUAUUAAGAAAUCUGUUUCACAGGAGGCAGUAGUGUCCAAAGAUUUAAAACGGCCGCAGUCUGAAUCAUUAUUCUCUGAUGUAACCCAACAGUCAGAAGAAAAGCAUAUUGACUUCAGUCUUUCCGAGUCCUCUGAACCCUUGGUACUCACUCUGAACAUGAAUCCAGCAGUUGAGAUACCUGUUUCCCAGGAGGCAGUACUAGCUUUACUUCCAACCCAGGAUGGCAGUGAAAACGCCUUACCUUCCAAAGUUUCCAAACGACUACUGUCAGAAACAGUCAUAGCUUGUCAGCAUUUUGACUUCAGGGAUAAGUCUUCUGAACUUGGAUCAACAACUACUAAGAAACCUGUUUCACAGGAGACAGUGGUGUCCAGAGGUUUAAAACGUCUGCAGUCUGAAUCAUUAAUCUCUGGUGCAACCCAACAGUCAGAAGAAAAGCGUGUUGACCGCUGUCUUUCUGAGUCCUCUGAACCCUUGGUACUCACUCUGAACAUGAAUCCAGCAGUUGAGAAACCUGUUUCCCAGGAGGCAGUACUAGCUUUACCGCUCUCUCAGGAUGGCAGUGACAAGGCCUUACCUUCCAAAGAUUCCAAACGACUACUGUCAGAAACAGUCAUAACUUCUCAACAUUUUGACUUCAGGGAGAAGUCUUCUGAACUUGGAUCAGCAACUACUAAGAAACCUGUUUCGCAGAAGGCAGUGGUGUCCAAAGGUAUAAAACGUCCGCAGUCUGAAUCAUUAAUCUCUGGUGCAACCCAACAGUCAGAAGAAAAGCGUGUUGACCGCUGUCUUUCUGAGUCCUCUGAACCCUUGGUACUCACUCUGAACAUGAAUCCAGCAGUUGAGAAACCUGUUUCCCAGGAGGCAGUACUAGCUUUACCGCUCUCUCAGGAUGGCAGUGACAAGGCCUUACCUUCCAAAGAUUCCAAACGGCAACUGUCAGACUCUGUUUUGUCUGGUCCAAUAUCCCAACAAUCAGAGGAAAAACAUUCUGGCUGGUAUCUCUCUGACUCUUCUGAACCCUUGGUGUUUAACAUGAAUUUGGUGCUCGAGGAACUUGAAAAAACGGUUCAACCAGAAUCUGAUCAACCGGUCAACUCCGAGGUGAGUGUUUCGUUAGUUCUUGGUGUUUCCCAGGACACAUUUACAGGGGAACUACAAUCAAUGGUUGAAAAAACAUUAAUGGAGUCACCUACAUCUCAAACUGAUCUGAGUGAACAUAAGGAAUUAGAAGAUACUGAUGUGUCAAAACCUGCGAACACUGAAAAACCAAAACCCAAAGACUUACUAAGCAUUUAUCAACAACAUGAUGACUCUGAUCUUGAGGCUUUUUUCGACUGCAUACAGACCAUUUCAGAUUAUUCUGAAGCAGAAGACGACGAACCCUUAAAAGGCGCAAUGGCACUUAGUAAUAAAGUCUUGAGGUCAACUAUUCAUGAACUACAACAACAACCAAAUGUCAGAAGUGCCUCAACACUACCAUCCCAUGAGAGCCCUCGUUGGUCAAUCAGGUCAUCAGACAGUGACGAUUUUGAGGAUUCUCUCAUCAUCCAAGAACCCAAUGAUGAUGCAGAGGAGAAAUACUUUUUAAGCCACAAAAGUCUUGAAUCUUCUGAACAAUUUCCUCAGGAGCUUCCUCAUCGAGCAGGGGCUGAGUAUAAUGAUGAUGAUGAUGAUCUGAGGAGGGAUAUUGAUGAUGCAUUAGGUGUGCUGUCGGAUAGCUCUGAUGAGGAUGUGCUGACCACCAGAGUGGUGCGAAGAAGAGUAAUUAUUCAGGGCGAUGAUGUUCCAGAUAUUCCUCCACAGUCGGUAACAGAAGAGCAAUACACAGAUGCACAGGGAAACUUGGUUGUGAAGAAGGUGACCAGGAAGGUCAUUCGACGGUGUGUGUCAUCUGAUGGGGUCGAGACAGAGCAGGUAAGGGUGGAGGGCUCCGCCCAAAAGCCUGUCAAUGUGGCGCUGGGGGACGGAUAUUCAAAAGUAAUGAAGAGGACAGUACUGAAGAGCGAAGGACAUCAGACAGAGGUAACUUUCCAUGAGCAAGACAACAUGUCAGCUGCGGGGGAGUCUGUUGUAGGUCAAGAGGUCAGACAGGUGGUCCAAACAACAGUGGUACAUGGAGAACAGCUGGAAAAGCAUGAGGGGGAUCCUUUCCUCACCACAGACCUGCCCUCUGCCCGGGAUGACUUCACCCAGGCUCUAAGCUACUUUGGAGGUUUUAGGAAGGUGCAGAUCCCUCGAGUGGUAGAGCAGGAAAUACUGCAGCCUGAUGGAUCUGUGAUCAGGAGGACGAGGAUGCAGAAGUCUAGGACCCAAAGGAGGUCAGUAGUGAGGGAUGCUUGGGGACAGAAGCGUGUGUGUGUGGACCAGAUAGACGAUCGAUCUGAGCCACAUGACAACCUACAGCAUCACCUCCAUCACCUCAUUCACCACUACUGUGCCCAAAAUGACUGAGAGGAAGAGAGGGAGGAAGCUGAAGAGAAGUCAGAGUGAUGCUUUCCCUACCUUUAUUUUCCUCUCCCAAUCUCCAUCGCUCCUCUCUUUGAGCCUGUCCGCCCUCCUAACCACUCCUAUGCACCACGCUCAUGCAAUCCCAGAGUGCACUUCGCUCCUGCCGCUUCCAGUCUUCCUGUCCAGUCAAACUGGAUGUUUGCCCAGUUUAAGUCAACGGACAAUAUUUUCUCGCUCCUUAUUUUCCCCAGUUCACCACGAGUGUUUAUCUGUUUGUCUUUCAUUGUGACCAAAGGGUGUUCUUUCCUUUCCUUUGCUUUUUAAACCCCUCAGUUAUGAAAUAAUGAAUACAAAUACACUCACAGACAAAAAAAAAAUCACAAUAACCAAAAUGUUUUUAUCAAAACAGAAAAAAAAAGUCCUGGUCGUUCAUUCUCGGAACAUUUUAAGCUCGAACUAACUGAGCCUGUGCUGCACUGCCUACCACGACUAUUGAAUAUCAUUGCAUUCUAUCGCCACAUCAUGACAUGCUGUUUUAAUCUCAACGGUUGAAAUGUCUGAAAACUUCUUGCCUUCUUUAUCAGCUGUUGGGGUAUUGUGUGUCUGUGUAUUCUGUCCAUGGAGAGUAUAUAUAAUAUGCAUUUUUAAUAUGACAGUAGAUCACAUUAGCCACCUGUAAGGAUAUUAGCGCAGGCAUGCUUAGCUAGCAGCAGACACUUACUGUAUUAAUAACACUCUUUCUAUGGUUAGAUGACUGUCAUUUUUCGGCCUCACCCCUCUCUUUGUGUCUGUGAUCUGUAGCAAUUCUAGUCUUCUUCAUCAUCACUGGAGUUUAAACAUUUCAGUACAGCUUUUUGUUAUAAUAGAUCACACGUUUUAUGGUUUUAAACUUACUUUGACAAGCGUUUCAAGAGGGACUCAGAAAGCAAAGGUGGAAUCAAUUUUAAAUGAUCAGUUAAAUGUUACACAUAUGAUUCUAUUUUUAAACUUUCCAUCUGAAUUUAUUCUUAUCUUUGAGCGUGUGUGGUUGAGUGUGUGUGAAAACGGAAAUGUGGUAUUUUAUUUUCAAAGUAUAUUCAUUUUUUUCUGUACAUAAUGCUCAAUAUCAGUAUGUGUUAGGACAUCUUGCUCUGAGGUAUUUAUGAUUGGGAAAAUAUCCUAUUGGUUUCAGAAGUGAGCAUAAUGGAUGUAUGUUUUCAAAAAGAACGUUUUAUUUUGAUGUAUUACAUUUAUAUAAUUUGUGCGUCUGUCAUGAAACCGGUCC
Molecule: messenger RNA, 17315 nt
Organism: Rhinichthys klamathensis goyatoka
Lineage: Eukaryota; Metazoa; Chordata; Actinopteri; Cypriniformes; Leuciscidae
Gene: ank2a
Product: ankyrin 2a, neuronal
Exons: 51
Coding region: 74-16054 (5326 amino acids)
Biological process (GO): protein localization to T-tubule; regulation of cardiac muscle contraction; signal transduction
Cellular component (GO): T-tubule
Molecular function (GO): protein binding
Source: RefSeq, a predicted model, not a curated record